This is a messenger RNA of Closterium sp. Naga37s-1, 1389 nucleotides long. The record is from the annotation of a GenBank genome assembly. NCBI's taxonomy places the organism in Eukaryota, Viridiplantae, Streptophyta, Zygnematophyceae, Desmidiales, Closteriaceae.
AUGUAUCUCUCCCUCCGUCCGCGCGACGUCUACAAUUUCGACGAGACGGCUCUGUUUCUUUCGGUCUUGCCGCGCAAGACGUACGGCGGGUCGCGCGUGCCGGGGCGUAAGCUGGCGAAGGAGCGCCUCACGGUCGGGUUGCUCGUUAACGCGGACGGCAGUCACGCGUUCCGGCCUUUGAUCAUCUCCAAGUCCAAGCGCCCUCGCGACUUUCUUCCCGACUACGACCCAGAGGAAUUGUGCUACUGGCGUCACAACAAGAAGGGCUGGAUGAAUGCGGCGUUGUUCACUCACUUCAUCGGCCAACUCAACGCCGCCAUGGUCGCCGAGGACCGCCAGAUCGCCAUCCUCUUGGACAACGCAAGCAGCCACGUGCUGAAGGACGACGAUGCCACGUCGGAAGACCUUUUCGGCUUCCGCACUCGCAUCAUGGGCAACAUCCGGCUUGUCUUCCUGCCGCCCAACACUACCGUCUUCACGCAGCCGCUCGAUCAGGGUCUGAUCGCCACGACGAAGGCACGCUACCGUCAGCACUGGCUUCGCGCGAUCACGGCCCUGUGGCAGGAUGCCGGCGCCUUUCCCGUGAUGGCGCGUUACCGCCCCAACAUGCGCGAUGUCAUCGCAUGGCUCUCGGAGUCAUGGAUGAACAUCCCCGUGCGUACGAUUCAGAGGUGCUGGUGGCGCACGGGGUGCACGCCACGCUCGUGGGCCAUGGACCUGGCGCAUGUUGGCCUGGACGGUCUCGCCGCGGUCGGCAACGGCGUCAAUGCCGCUCUCCCCAUUGACCUCGACGAGGACAUCGGGGAUGUCGGCAUCAUGAUCGCCCGUCUUGGCCUCGGGUCUAGCGCCAUGCCGGCCGCCGCCUUCGUCGCCAUCGACGACGACCAGCCCACGUGCGCCGAGCCGGGCGAGGACCCGCUCGCCCUUGAGCCGCCGACGGGGUAUUCGGGCGCGUCAUGGGAGGCUCCAUCCAACAUGCAGGCCGUCUACGACGACGACAACCCAGAGAGCCGCGAGGCGCGGCGUUACGCACGUGCGGCGAGCGAGAUGCUCAUCGGUUACGCACGUGCCACCGGCAUCACGCCGCGCAACCUUUGCGCGCUGUUCGAGAUUAAGAACCCGGUCAUCGUCGACCGCAUGGAGCGGGCUAGCCCCCCAAUGAACCUGAACACUGCGCCGAUGCCCGAUCCCCUGCAUGCCGCGUCCCCCGCGUCCACUCCCACGCAGGCUCCUGCCGCGACCGAAGACGCGGCCACCCCUCGCCGCCGCGGGCGCGUUCUGCCUGCGUGGAUGUAUGCACCUGCUCCCACCCGCCAGCAGCUUAUUGACUCUGGCGUGAGUGCCGUCAUGAACGGCUAUGUGGAUGCGGCUGAGUGGAUGACCCUGUGA